Molecule: messenger RNA, 1859 nt
Organism: Ctenopharyngodon idella (grass carp)
Lineage: Eukaryota; Metazoa; Chordata; Actinopteri; Cypriniformes; Xenocyprididae
Source: RefSeq, a predicted model, not a curated record
UACUCAAUGUAAUUUCACUGUGAUCUUCACAUGAUUGGAUUGUUUUCAAAAUUGAAGGAAUGAUGUGUUUUACUAGAUGUGUUUUAUCUCCACAGUUCUGCUGGUGUGUCAAACUACACAGAGUUUAUUUGAUAAACAGGUGAAUUUAGGGCAAAAUGUGACUUUAGACUGUCAGAUUGAUGUAAAAGAUGUUUAUUGGGUUUUCCAGAAACUGACGGAUUCUCCAGCGCUGAUUCUGCGAACUUUCUCAUGAUCUACAUCAUCUCUUAUACAAGAUGAAAGAUUUAAAGACAAAUAUUCAUCACUAACUUUGAGCCGUUUAUUUAUCAGUAAUGUCACUAUUGAUGAAUUAGGAUUAUAUUAUUGUGUAAAAAGAACUGACUCAGGCCUACAGCUCAGCAAUGGCACCAGACUUUACAUCACUGAAUCUGUCCAAGAUCACAAUCAAACAGUAAACAAAAAUCAUUCACAACCACAAUGUGAGAAAACACUCAAGAUUGACAAUAGAAUGACUGUUACAUCCUUCCUAUUAAACAUUGUGCUGAUUAUUGCAAUAACAGGUCUGUUAAUACACAAAUUUAAGAAAAGCACAAAAAGUCGACAACAUCGUCAGAAUGUCGAACCACAGCAGCCUGAGGACUUUAACACUGUACAGUAUUCUGAAAUCGAGUUACCUACAUAUUCCAGAGAAGAAAAUCCCAAACAGAUCAACGGCACUUACGUGCUUCUUCAGAAGCCAAAGCCACAUCCAAGAGUUCAACACAACAUGAACCUGCAAAGUUGUUGAGGUGGUUUGACACCUUCUCUGGGUGUUUCCUUUUUUGUAGGAUUAAUUUAUGUAAAGGACAAUGUGUUUCCAUCACCGUUUGCAUUACAUCAUAUUAUUUACUUAUUUAUAAAAUACAUAUUUUGCUGAAUGUUUCUACCAAGUAACCUUAGACAAGUUAACAGAUGAAUCUUGAUUGAUGUGAUUACACUUUACUAAUAGGGUUUAAGGCGUUAACAUGAAAUAACAAAAAAAAUACUUGCAUUAAUCCUGGUUAAUGUUAGUGUAAAUACAUUUUUAACAUUUCAAAUUGUAUGAAUUGGCAUCAACAAUAGUAUAUUUAAACAUUAAAUACUACUAACAAUAUAAAAUAUCAUUAACCUAAAUUAAUAAAUUCUGUUAAAAUUGUUUAUUGUUAUUUCAUGAUACUUAAUGCGUUAACAACUUCACAUUAGUUUUGAGGUAACACUUUACGGUAACACUUUAUUUUAGUGUCAUUGUUACAUAUGCUACAUGUAGUUACUAUAGUAAUAACAAUAAAUUAUGCAUAAUUACAUGCAACUAACCCUAAACCAAACCAAACCAAACCCUUAUCCUAACCCUAUAGUAAGUACAUGUAGUUCAUUAUUAUUACUCAGUACUUAAAUGUAUAGUUAGUGUAACAAAGACACUUAAAAAAAAGUGUAACCCAUUUUACAGUAAGGUUCAUUAAUUAAACAUUAGUUAAUGUAUUAACUAAAAUGAACUAACCAUGAGCAAUACAUUUGUUACUGUAUUUACUAAUCUUCGUUAACGUUAGUUAAUGAAAAUACAGUUCAUUGUUUGUUCAUGUUAGCUCACAGUGCAUUAACUAAUGUUAACAAGAUUUUAAUAACGUAUUAGUAAAUGUUGAAAUUAACAUUAACAAAGAUUAAUAAAUGCUGUAUAAGUGCAGUUCAUUAUUAGUUCAUGUUAACUAAUGUAGUUAACUAAUGUUAACUAAUGAACCUUAUUGUAAAGUGUUACCGUUUUUUGAUAAUGAAAGUUGCUAAAAGAUUGUAAUUGUGUGUAAAAAUUUGUGAAUUUUGAAUAAAACCCUGCUGGUUUAAGAUUA